UUUCCCAGGAAGACAGGAUGUGGUACCCGGGCGUCCUCUCAGCCCUGUGGCUCCUCUCUGUCAUGCUGCUGGCAUGCCUGCUGCUCUGGCUCAGAAAGAAAGCGCAAGCUGGUGAUGACCUCUCAGCCUCUGAAUGUGAAAGCAAGACAUCCCAGAACUCUGAUCCGGAGGGAGAUGCUGCCAGCUUCGGAUCCAGGACCAUGGCACAAACGGCUACCGUCGACCCCACCAAACUGGGAGUGGGUCGGUCCAUCGCCGUGCUGACCUCCGGAGGAGAUGCCCAGGGUAUGAAUGCAGCUGUGAGGGCCACAGUGCGAGUGGGACUCUACACUGGAGCCAAGGUGUAUUUUGUCCAUGAGGGUUACCAGGGUCUGGUGGAUGGAGGUGACAAUAUCCGCCCUGCUACUUGGGAGAGCGUGUCAAUGAUGCUGCAGCUGGGUGGGACUGUGAUCGGUAGUGCCCGCUGUCAGGAUUUCCGCACCAAAGAGGGACGCGCCAAGGCUGCUUGCAACUUAGUCAAGCUGGGCAUCACGAACCUGUGUGUGAUUGGAGGUGAUGGCAGUCUGACAGGUGCCAACCAGUUCAGAACAGAGUGGCCUGAGCUGCUGGCAGACCUGGUCAGAACUGGUAAGAUCACGUCAAAUGAGGCCAAGAGUUCCUCCCAUCUCAACAUCGUUGGCAUGGUGGGAUCCAUUGACAAUGACUUCUGUGGCACUGACAUGACCAUCGGAACGGACUCUGCCCUGCAUCGCAUCAUAGAGAUAGUGGACGCCAUCACCACCACAGCACAGAGUCACCAGAGAACCUUCAUCCUGGAGGUGAUGGGCAGGCACUGUGGUUACCUGGCUCUGGUGACAGCUCUGGCCUGUGGCGCUGACUGGGUGUUUAUCCCAGAGAUGCCCCCAGAGGAUGGAUGGGAGGAGCAUCUGUGCAGAAGACUGAUGGAUCAAAGAGGACGUGGUUCCCGUCUGAAUAUUAUCAUUAUUGCAGAGGGCGCAAUCAAUCGCAAGGGAAAACCAAUCACAUGUGAGGAAGUCAAAGAGCUGGUAUCAAAGAGGCUAGGCUUUGACACCCGUACCACCAUCUUGGGCCAUGUCCAGAGAGGAGGAACCCCUUCUGCCUUUGACAGAAUUCUGGCCAGCAGGAUGGGUGUGGAAUCUGUGAUGGCUCUGCUGGAGGCCACACCAGAGACUCCUGCAUGUGUGGUCAGCUUGUCUGGAAACAUGGCUGUCAGGCUGCCUCUAAUGGAGUGUGUGCAAGUGACUAAAGAUGUCACUACAGCCAUGGCUGAAGGGAGAUUUGAAGAUGCUGUGAAGCUCAGGGGAAAGAGCUUUGAGAACAACUGGAACACUUACAGAAUGCUGGCUCAUGUGCACCUUCCAGACAAAAAGAGUAACAUCAAUGUUGCCAUAUUGAACGUUGGAGCUCCGUGCGCUGGAAUGAACGCUGUUGUACGUUCAGCUGUCAGAAUCGGGAUCCUGCAGGGCCACCAGAUGCUGGCAGUGCACGAUGGCUUUGAGGGGUUGGCUCAUGGAAUGGUUGAGCCUAUUGGCUGGUCAGGAGUGGCAGGAUGGACUGGAAAGGGGGGCUCCAAUCUGGGCACAAAGAGAAAUCUGCCUGCUGAGUUCAUGGAGAAGAUCAGUCUGAGCAUCACUAAGUUCAACAUUCAUGCUAUAAUCAUCAUUGGAGGAUUUGAGGCGUUUUCCGGUGGUCUGCAGAUGGUGCAGGCUAGACAGAAGUAUGAGGAGCUCUGUAUUCCCAUUGUGGUGGUUCCUGCCACUGUCUCCAACAAUAUUCCUGGAUCCGACUUCAGUGUUGGAGCUGAUACUGCGCUUAACACUAUAACCAUGACAUGCGACAGGAUCAAACAAUCCGCUGCUGGCACCAAGAGAAGAGUGUUCAUUGUUGAGACUAUGGGAGGACACUGCGGCUACCUGGCAACCAUGGCUGGGCUGGCAUCUGGAGCUGACGCUGCUUACAUUUAUGAGGAGCCUUUCAACAUCCAUGACCUAGAGGUGAAUGUGGAACAUCUGGUGGAGAAGAUGAAGACCACUGUGAAGAGAGGGCUGAUUCUGAGAAAUGAGAAAUGCAAUGCCAACUACACCACAGACUUUCUCUUCAACCUGUAUUCAGAGGAGGGCAAGGGUGUGUUCGACUGCAGGAAGAAUGUGCUCGGACAUAUGCAGCAGGGUGGAACACCAAGUCCCUUUGACAGGAACUUUGGCACCAAGAUGGGGAUCAAGGCUGUGUUGUGGUUGACUGACAAGCUGAAGGAAUGCUACAGACACGGUCGUAUCUUUGCCAACUCUGCUGACUCAGCCUGUGUGCUGGGCAUGAGGAGGAGAGCUUUGGUCUUCCAGCCUCUGGCAGAACUUAAGGAAGAAACUGACUUUGAACAUCGUAUACCAAAGAAGGAGUGGUGGCUAAAACUGAGGCCCAUCCUGAAAAUCCUGGCCAAAUACAAGAUCAACCUGGAUACCAGUGAAAAGGCAUCGAUGGAACAUGUCAUCAAGAAGCGAGGAUUAGUUCCUGAAGUGUGAUUAUUCUUGCCAUCAGGACCUGACAUGACCUGAAUGUCUUCUGUUCCAAGUACUUUAAAGUCUGUUUCUGACAAGUGCAAUAUAAAUAAAGCCGAUAAUUAUAUCCCAAAAAAACAUGCAGCAAC
This is a messenger RNA of Acanthopagrus latus (yellowfin seabream), 2665 nucleotides long. RefSeq names its product phosphofructokinase, muscle b (gene pfkmb). Lineage: Eukaryota; Metazoa; Chordata; Actinopteri; Spariformes; Sparidae. Gene Ontology annotation, cellular component: 6-phosphofructokinase complex; cytoplasm; membrane. The transcript has 24 exons. Gene Ontology annotation, biological process: fructose 1,6-bisphosphate metabolic process; fructose 6-phosphate metabolic process; canonical glycolysis. The coding region runs from base 18 to 2540 and encodes 840 amino acids. The record is from RefSeq and is a predicted model, not a curated record. Gene Ontology annotation, molecular function: AMP binding; identical protein binding; monosaccharide binding.